Batrachochytrium dendrobatidis JAM81 is the source of this 321-nucleotide messenger RNA. RefSeq lists its product as uncharacterized. The transcript has 2 exons. Gene Ontology annotation, cellular component: nucleus. The record is from RefSeq and is a predicted model, not a curated record. Lineage: Eukaryota; Fungi; Chytridiomycota; Chytridiomycetes; Rhizophydiales. Gene Ontology annotation, molecular function: RNA binding. Bases 1 to 321 code for a protein of 106 amino acids.
AUGUCUCGUCGUCCUGAAGCUGCUCCUGGAACCAAGGUUUUUGUUGGUAACCUCUCAUGGGGAACUGACAACAACUCUCUCGCUGAUGCAUUCAGCCAAUUUGGUGAAGUUGUUGACUCUAUCGUUCUCAAGGAUCGUGAGACUGGCCGUUCCCGUGGAUUUGGCUUUGUCACCUUUUCUUCUCCCGAAUCUGCCAGUGCUGCUGUAGAUGCCAUGAACGGCCAAGACCUUAACGGACGCAACAUCCGUGUCAAUCUUGCCAACGAGCGUCCCGCUUACGGUGGUGGUGCCCAGGAAGGUGGCUUCAAUGGUGGUUAUUAA